This is a messenger RNA of Saccharomyces mikatae IFO 1815, 1566 nucleotides long. It is a transcript of the gene PGS1, whose product is annotated as CDP-diacylglycerol--glycerol-3-phosphate 3-phosphatidyltransferase. Gene Ontology annotation, cellular component: mitochondrion. Lineage: Eukaryota; Fungi; Ascomycota; Saccharomycetes; Saccharomycetales; Saccharomycetaceae. The record is from RefSeq and is a predicted model, not a curated record. Gene Ontology annotation, biological process: cardiolipin biosynthetic process. Bases 1 to 1566 code for a protein of 521 amino acids. Gene Ontology annotation, molecular function: CDP-diacylglycerol-glycerol-3-phosphate 3-phosphatidyltransferase activity. The transcript has a single exon.
AUGACGACUCGUUUGCUCCAACUUACUCGUCCUCCCUACAGAUUAUUGUCCUCGCCUUUUCAGAAAAACUUCAAGUUACAUAGACAAAUGUCUGUUGCGACCCCUUCUCCUUGUAGCAGUUAUUUGACCACUAUCACUAAGUCCCUGGAACAGAACUUACACACAUGCUUUCAUUUUCAAGCAAACGAAAUCGAUAUUAUCGAAUCUCCGUCCCAGUUUUACAGCCUUCUGAAGUCGAAAAUUCUUAGCUCACAAAACAGAAUCUUUAUUGCCUCUCUGUAUUUGGGCAAAAGUGAGACCGAGCUGGUGGACUGUAUAUCUCAGGCUUUGUCCAAAAACCCGAAUUUGAAAGUUUCCUUUCUACUAGAUGGUCUUCGAGGAACGAGAGAAUUACCUUCCACUUGUUCUGCCACUUUGUUAUCGUCUUUAGUAGCCAAAUAUGGGUCCCAAAGAGUGGAUUGCCGAUUGUACAAGACUCCUGCUUACCAUGGUUGGAAAAAGGUCUUGGUUCCUAAAAGAUUCAAUGAAGGUUUAGGCUUACAACAUAUGAAAAUAUAUGGGUUCGAUAAUGAGGUUAUUCUUUCAGGAGCCAAUCUUUCCAAUGACUAUUUUACUAACAGACAGGACAGAUAUUAUCUCUUCAAAUCCAGGAAUUUCUCCAAUUACUACUUUAAACUACAUCAACUCAUAAGUUCUUUCAGUUACCAGAUUUUAAAGCCAGCAAUAGAUAAUAAUGUUAACAUCAUUUGGCCAGAUUCUAACCCUACCAUUGAACCAUCGAGAAAUAAAAGAAGGUUCUUGAAGGAAGCAUCGCAACUACUCGACAGCUUUUUACAAAAUUCUAAACAAAACCCUCCAGUUACUUCAACGGACCAUUUCUCCACAAUAGUUUAUCCUAUCUCCCAAUUUACCCCUCUUUUCCCCAAAUAUAAUGAUAAAUCAACUGAAAAGUCAACAAUAAUAUCACUACUCUCGAACAUCACAAACAAUGCCAUAUCUUGGACAUUUACUGCAGGAUACUUUAAUAUCCUUCCAGAUAUUAAAGCUAAACUGUUAGCAACACCUGUUUCUGAAGCAAAUGUAAUAACAGCUUCCCCAUUUGCAAACGGCUUUUACCAGUCGAAGGGUGUCUCAUCAAAUUUACCUGGUGCGUACUUAUACUUAUCGAAAAAAUUUCUUCAAGAUGUUUCUAGACACAGUCAAGACCAUGCCAUUACGUUAAGAGAAUGGCAAAGAGGCGUUGUCAAUAAACCUAAUGGUUGGUCGUAUCACGCAAAAGGUAUUUGGCUUUCUACUCGUGAUAAGAAUGAUGGUAAUAGUUGGGAACCAUUCGUCACAGUAGUAGGAUCUUCCAAUUACACCAGAAGGGCCUAUUCGCUAGAUUUAGAAUCAAACGCUCUCAUUAUUACAAGGGACGAAGAGUUAAGAAAAAAAAUGAAAGCUGAAUUAGAUAAUUUAUUAAAAUACACAAAGGCUGUAAAUUUAAAAGAUUUCCAGUCAGACCCAGAAAGGCAUGUAGGUACCGGUGUAAAGAUAGCUACCUCCGUUUUGGGAAAGAAGCUCUAG